This is a messenger RNA of Alligator sinensis (Chinese alligator), 1077 nucleotides long. Its product is annotated as cathepsin W-like. The record is from RefSeq and is a predicted model, not a curated record. The transcript is spliced from 9 exons. Gene Ontology annotation, cellular component: lysosome. Bases 85 to 846 code for a protein of 253 amino acids. Gene Ontology annotation, molecular function: cysteine-type endopeptidase activity. NCBI's taxonomy places the organism in Eukaryota, Metazoa, Chordata, Crocodylia, Alligatoridae.
GACGCGCGGCGGCUGCAGGAGGCGGCGGGAGCCGCCGCCCGCUUCGGGCCCACCCGCUUCAGCGACCGCACGGAGGAGGAGUUCAUGGGCGCGCCGCUGACCCCCCUGGGCAGGAAACCCCUCACCUCAUCCCUGCGGAGCCCCCCUGGGAAGCCAGCGCCCCCCAGCUGUGAUUGGAGGAAGGCCGGAGCUGUGACCUGCCCAAGUGAUCAGCGCACGUGUGGCUCCUGCUGGGCCUUUGCUGCUGUUGCCAACGUGGAGUCGCUCUGGUUCAUCCACUUCAAGAAGCUCUACAAGCUCUCGGUCCAAGAGGUGCUGGACUGCAGCGGCUUCAAGGAUGCAUGUGAAGGCGGCUACCCCUGGAACGCCUUUGGCACCAUCUAUAGGCUUGGUGUGAGCACUGCCAUGAGUUACCCAUACGAGGCCCAGCAGGGCACGUGCCGGUCGAACCAGGACAACGUUGUCGUGCGCAUCCAAGGCUUCCAGACGCUGCCGUCCAACGAGAGCCAGCUAGCUGCCCACGUCGCCACACGGGGUCCCAUCACUGUGAUCAUGAACAGCCGGCUCCUGCAGCACUACCGAGGGGGGAUCAUCACCAAGCACUUGGCGUCUAGCUGCCACCCCGACCUCCUGAAUCACGUGGUGCUGAUCGUGGGCUAUGGUCAGGAGAAGAGGAUCCCGUACUGGAUUGUCAAGAACUCGCAUGGCUCCGACUGUGGGGAAGAGGGCUACUUCCGAAUCUACCGUGGAGGCAAUGCAUGUGGCAUCGCGGAGAUCCCCGUCACAGCCACCGUGGGGCAGGAUGGGGAUGGGAGCACAGCCCAUCCAGAUCACUGCCCGGCCUGACCCUGACCAAGGGGCAGGAGGAUGGAGGGACAUAAUAAAGCAGGAAGGCACAGAAAAGUGUGACAGAGUAUGAUGGAGCCGUGGAGUUGGUGGGGAGGGGAACACGCGGGGAACCUUAGUGUUCGGGACACACACACACACAGACACACACAGAGCACCCAGGCAGCUGGGAUGCCUCUCCCUCACAUAGAGCCCCGGUGUCCGGCACAUACACCCCACCUCCCCCCAGUG